AAUGACCAAAAUCAUCUCUUUACUUGUACUUCAAGCUCUAUUUUGCUUCACUCUCUUCCCUCUAAGCUACUCAGCCAACUCCCUUAUUGAAACCACAUGCAAACAGACUCCAUAUUUGGAUCUAUGCAUCUCGACUUUGGAAUCCGAUCCCCGGAGUUCGAGUGCUGAUGUCCCGGUACUCGGUUGCAUCGUGGCCGAUACUGCCAAUGCUAAAGCCAGUGCCACGUUGAAUCAGAUUUCAACGUUGCUUAAAAGUGCAACAGAUCCCAAAUUGAAAAAAGCCUUGAACGGGUGCGUUGAGUUAUAUAACAUGAUCAUCAAACAUGACAUCCCAGUGGCCAUUGACGCACUCGAAAAAGGCGACCCAAAAUUUGCUGUUGAGUAUGCAACUGAUGCAGGGAAUAAUGCUCAGGAUUGUGAAGAUCGCUUUGGAAAAAGCUCGACCAAUUCGCCCAUCUCCGGUGGAAAUAAGGCCGUGCAUGAUCUUAGUGUUAUUGUUGAAUCUAUUGCCUCUUUAUUACUCUGAGCCUCAUGUACUGAAAGACCGAUGCUUACAAAAUUUGCAACAAUAAUAUU
Molecule: messenger RNA, 576 nt
Organism: Hibiscus syriacus
Lineage: Eukaryota; Viridiplantae; Streptophyta; Magnoliopsida; Malvales; Malvaceae
Product: cell wall / vacuolar inhibitor of fructosidase 1-like
Exons: 1
Coding region: 2-526 (174 amino acids)
Biological process (GO): negative regulation of catalytic activity
Molecular function (GO): enzyme inhibitor activity
Source: RefSeq, a predicted model, not a curated record